CUACAUCUAACAUAACAAUCGACGUCGAGAAAUUGUUUACCCAAAAUUAUGUUACUUCAAAAACAUUAUGUAAACAGUGUAACAGUGUAGUUGUAAACUUGUACUAGAACUGCGUUAAAUUGCCUUCAUUUUGAUCGGAGACACAUGCUGAGGGAGGUUAUUUUGACGCUAUUUUGAGCUGAGUCAGUCGAUCAAGAAACACAUUUAAGAUGCUGUCAUCUGUCAUCAUCGCCAAAAGCUCGCCCCCGACAAGCCCCAAUGGGUCCCGACCUACCAGCCCCAACCCCAUGCUCGACAAUAGACACACAGCCCAGGCAAAACGCCGUAAAUUCAUGCGGCGGCUUGUUAUGUUUCGCCAGAUGGACUUUGAGUUUGCUUUGUGGCAAAUGGUAUACCUCCUUGUUGCACCACAGAAAGUAUACCGUAAUUUCCAGUACAGGAAACAAACCAAGGAUCAGUGGGCGAGAGACGACCCUGCCUUUCUUGUUCUUCUUAGCAUCUGCUUAUGCGCCUCAUCAGUGGGAUUUGCCAUAGUGUUAAGGCUCGGGGUUGUAGGCUUCUUCAAGUUUCUCCUGUGGGUGGUAUUUGUGGACUGCAUUGGCGUUGGACUACUGGUUGCAACUGUACUUUGGCUUGUUGCCAACAAGUAUCUGCGAGUCACAGGGACAAACUCACAGGACGUGGAGUGGGGGUUUGCAUUUGAUGUACACCUCAACGCCUUCUUUCCUGUUCUCAUUAUUCUACACGUAGUUCAGCUCAUUCUGUAUAUUCCUGUAAUUAGUUAUGACAACUUCCUGUCUACAUUGAUCGGCAACACGCUGUGGCUGAUUGCAAUCACAUACUACAUCUAUGUCACCUUUCUGGGAUACAGUGCUUUACCGUUCCUGAGGCGUACAGUGGUCCUUCUCUACCCACCCUCUCUUGUACUGCUGGGCCUGUUUGGGAUUUCACUGAUUAUCAAUUGGAAUAUUUCUAACACUGUCAUGACAUUUUACCAGUACAGAGUGAUCUAGUUGCAACACUAUAAUGGUCCAUCAACUCAACUCAGUAACGGCACAUUUAUCAAGUUACUCCCGGGACCAGGGCUUGGUUUCACAAAGAGUUAGGAGUAGUCUUAGGAGGUAUUAUAAAGUUAAGGCUAGUCCUAAGUUAGGAUGAGAAACUCGUUCUAACUCGAGACAAGACUAGUCUUAACUCUUUGUGAAAUCCACCCCAGAUCUGAUAUAUAAUAAGAUUGCCAUCAAUUUUCUUCUUUAUGGUUUUGCAAAACGCAGUGCAGUUGAUUUUCUGAGAUUCUAAAGCAGACACGAGUGUCAAGUUUUAAGGGUGAAUUCCUUUAUACAGCAGACUUUGUUAACACAGGCUUCAAUGAGUAGAAUCAAAGAUGGCUAUUUAUGGUGUACAGAUGCAGCUAUCAUAUUGGCUAUCCUUUUAUGAAUGCACAAACAAACAAUAAAACUAUUGUUGGUCUAUUUGUUUGAACCAAUGCCUUGGCUUUGGCUUAGGCUUAGACUCCAUUAUGAAGCACCAUGAUGAACGGCUUCUGAAAUACUGACAGAGCUUUAGCCAAAGAUGGUUUGAAAAACUGCUUCACUAUCAUGGAGAAUAGUUGCUGCCCUCACUUGGUAGGCUUAUCCAUGAGGAAAUUAUUUGCUUUAACUAAGAAAUCAAUGUUAAAACAAUAAUUCAUUGUUACUAUUACUUUGGAGUUUUGUUCGUAACUGUAGGAUAAAUUGUAAAUAAUUGUACAGUAUUUUUUGUAGAAAGUUUUUGAAACUUUACAAAAAAAAAGUUUCCAUUAAUCUUUUAUACUUUUCAUUUAUUUAAAAACAAAAGGCUUGUGGUUCGUUAUAUGAGUCACAAUUAAUUCUAAAUGCAAUGCAAAUAACAUGUUAUGUAGCCUCACUACAAAACUCCAGUUUCAGUUACUCGUAGAGUCAAGCAUUUUUUUUCAAUGUUUAUUUACACAAAACUUAUAAGACAUAGUCCAGGCCUGGAAUAUCAUCCCAUAGAGGGCAAGGUCAUUUUCAUUUCGCAAAGGAACCUCCAUUGGAAAGUCUUAAAUUCUAUGGGAAACUAUUAAAGGGCACAAAGGAAAACGGAGUUAACUACACAAGUAAUUCCAGGCCAGACAUUCUUUGUUAUCUUUUAAGGAAUCUGGAUGUGUUCCUCUUUUUUCGGUCAUAACAUCAUUUUAUUUUCAUAACUUUGAAGCAUUAUCUGUUUGAACCGUUCUUGUGCAACUUUGCUUUGUGCAACAAGUAAAUUAAAAUGCAGGAGUUUCACAUUUUUAUGUUGAUUUGUGGAUUAAUUUAUGAUUUUGAGUAAAUCAUUGACUUUAAACAAAGUUUCCAUUUAUUUCUUCAGAUACAAAAUUUUUUAAGAUUGAUAAAGACUGUCUCAUUUCACUUAUCAGUAUUUUGGUUUUCAUACCCAACUUCAAUUUAUGACAUUCAUCAGGUCACCUUCCUUCCUCCAUUCAGUGUUUGCACCCUGAGUGCAAAGUUUUUUAACAUUGCCUAUAUUUUUUAUCAUAGAGGUUAACAGAGGACAAGGGUGGUUCUUGAAUACAGGUGUUAAUCAGUUAUUAUACAUGAGGCAAAGAAAGCAGCAUUCAGAUUGCACAUAAGUGAAGGGAAGUCUUCAUUUGAACUGCAUCUAGUUUUACUUGAACCCUGUACAAUUGUAUAAAAAAAAGGGUGAACCUUAAACUGUACAUUGUCAAAGGCAGCUGUAUAUCAAGUUCAUACGGCGUAUACUUAUACACCUGUACAUAGUGUUUCUCCACUCUUGAACACCAACAAAUGUCUUUGCCCCCAAAACAAACAUGUCUGCUUAAGCACAAUAAGAUGCUAAGCACAACAAAAUUAUGCUUAUCAAAAGUUACCAGCCAAACUAACAUGCCACAUAUACCAUUGGCGACUGAUACUCUGCUCAGUUUUGCUUUAGCAGAGAGAAAUUGUCAAAGCAAUAUUUUCUGCUUACUCCAUGAAAUUUGGCCUUGAUGUUUUUAAGAGCUGAAUUUCAGCUUUCAUUCUUAUAAUCUUAUCUCGAGAGCAAUUAAGUUAGACAUUCAAUACCUUGAAGAUAAACAUAGAGACACGUAGGUGUUAUGCUUCAGGUUGUAAUUACACAAUGUGACAAUAUCACCCGGGGACUACAGUACGUGUGUUAUUGUAAAGAAACUCACUACAAGUCAUAGGUUACCUGCGUCUGAAAUGACAUGAAAUGCAGAUUGAUCGGAGGUGCGAGAAAAGGUUAAUUUAAUAUCAAAAUGUGUAUCGAUAUCGAGUCUUAAAUUUCAGUGAUGGGUAUACCAUUGAAUUGUAACAACUGUGGAACGAUGAAACACAAUCAAAUAGAAGAGGGGGGGAAAUUGAGUAAUUGCAAUUAACUUGAUGGUGUCAGGUAGAUGGUUUUGAAGUGAUUUUUUUUUUCACAGGUGCAUCUCAACAAGCACCAAAAAACAACUAAGUACAGCUUGUCAUGAGCCUGGAUCUUCCCUUCGACGGGACGGCCACUACUUCCUCUGAUUUUUCCAUAAACCAUUAGAAAUAGGAGCGAAAACAAUCUUUGGAAGCUAUCCUCAAUCAGGAAAACAUUAGACAAAAUCACAGUCCAUGCUGUUAGGAUCCAAGUUAUUUCUCAGUCAAUAGUAUUUUUGGUUAUAUAGGACUGUGUACAGGAGUUUGUCAUCUGAAACGCAGGAAUAAGUCAAUACCUAUUGAAGAAAA
Messenger RNA from Asterias rubens (European starfish), 3734 nucleotides. RefSeq names its product protein unc-50 homolog. Gene Ontology annotation, cellular component: Golgi membrane. The record is from RefSeq and is a predicted model, not a curated record. NCBI's taxonomy places the organism in Eukaryota, Metazoa, Echinodermata, Asteroidea, Forcipulatida, Asteriidae. Bases 210 to 1013 code for a protein of 267 amino acids. The transcript is spliced from 8 exons.